Hippocampus zosterae (dwarf seahorse) is the source of this 1208-nucleotide messenger RNA. RefSeq lists its product as uncharacterized. Bases 1 to 807 code for a protein of 268 amino acids. The transcript has 7 exons. NCBI's taxonomy places the organism in Eukaryota, Metazoa, Chordata, Actinopteri, Syngnathiformes, Syngnathidae. The record is from RefSeq and is a predicted model, not a curated record.
AUGCAUGUGUUGGGCGGCUGUCUUACCAGCAUUAGCCCUUUGCAAUGCAAAUCCCACUUUCAGCCAACCUCCACCAACAACGUCUGCCCUAUUUCGCCCUCAUCAGCAGCAGCUGAGAGGGUUGACCAUUUCGCUUCGGGUUGUGCCGGCUGUCAGGUGAGUCCUUCCUCAUGUCAAACUGGGCAGACAACGACAUCAGUUGAGACCUCAAAGGACUCCUCAGACGACAGCGACAUCUGGGACUCCUCAACCUCCAGCAAAAUUCUUUCCCCAGAGACCUUCAGACAUGACAGUUAUACUAGUUCGUUUGAUUUCUUCACCGAGGAAGCCGCCAUCCCCGUGCUGUUGGGCAUCCGGCACUCCCAGGUGAAGAACUCUACCUUGCUGGGCAGCAGCCACGCAGCGAGUAUCCACAAUUACCAGGCUCCCAAUGUCUCGACUGUCCUCGACGCCACCUCCAUUUUGGUCAACACAAACGACCAGAUAAGUGACCAUGGAUCAACUACAGAUGCUCCUCAAAUUCAUUCUGUGAUCCGCUCUGCAGACGAAUGCUUGAAUAGGAAGUCACGGAAAUCUCCCGUCCCCAGGAAGCUCGUUUCGUACAGGAAGGUGCUGCGCUUCAAAACUCCUCUGGUUACCGUGCAGAAGAUUACACCGAUGCCGUGUGAGAAGGAGGAUUCCAAAAGGGACGACAAGGUCAUGUUUUUCCGCUUUAAUUCCUCCUCCAACAGGAAGGAGUUCUUUCAGCAAGUCCGAGAACGGCAUGCGGAACUCACAGGUCUAUUCGUACAACCAUCCGUGCCGUGAUGCCAAAUAUCUCGUUGCACUCGGAUUGGCCCAUUUCGAAAGGCAGCUGUUGGUGGGUGUAAAAAAAAAUACAAAAAAAAAAACAGAAGAAAGAAAAGAAAAAAUAGCCACUAGAGGUCAGACAUGCAACUUCCUAACAGGAGUUUCUUGUUGCUGUUCCACAUGCGUUAUGUAUUUGAAUGUACGUACUGUAGUUUAGUUCGGUUUUAUUCAUUCCGGGCCAGUGGUUACGUUCAAAGAAUUUAAAGCUACCUUGAUUGUCAGAAAAUUGAUCAUGAAUAAACAAAUUAAUUGUCUCUAUAUGUCUCCUUUUCGUUCGUUGUCACGAAAGCUCUUCUCUGGUGGAUUUAUGUUAAUUUAAAAAAAAACGAUGACACGUUUACGUGUCCGAGGAAUCCCGA